AUGUUGCUGACAACUGUGAACUUUGCCAAGAGCAAGUCAAAGUCCAUCCUUGUGAGGAUGCUGAGUGCAGCUGGAAGUGACUAUUGCUUCAAUGCAAAGAGGAGCCGACUACAGGAAAAACUGGUCCUGAGAAAACACGAUCCUAUAGUGAACAAGCAUUUCCUUUCCUCUGUAAAGAAGAAAAACAAGUCAAUCUGA
This is a messenger RNA of Carcharodon carcharias (great white shark), 198 nucleotides long. RefSeq names its product 39S ribosomal protein L33, mitochondrial-like. The transcript has a single exon. The coding region runs from base 1 to 198 and encodes 65 amino acids. Lineage: Eukaryota; Metazoa; Chordata; Chondrichthyes; Lamniformes; Lamnidae. Gene Ontology annotation, biological process: translation. Gene Ontology annotation, molecular function: structural constituent of ribosome. The record is from RefSeq and is a predicted model, not a curated record. Gene Ontology annotation, cellular component: ribosome; mitochondrion.